AUGAUCUACGACAGGAAAUCGUUGUCGUACGAAGGAGUCCAUACCUCGGAGGGAGAGGGAGGAAACCUACAUAAGCAGGUGUCCUCUGUUUCCUCUGUACCUCUAACACCCGCGGAACGGCGGGAUAGGAUAUGGACGGCCCGCGCGCUUAUGUUCGGCACAUGGCUGUUUGCGUCGACGGCCGUCUGUGUCGCGCAUCAUACAUUCCUGCAUGUAUUGGAUGGGUGGGGCGUUGAUAAUAUCGCCAUAUCGCAGACGUGGGUGAGGGAUAUUGGGAACACUGUUGCGUGGGCGGCACAUUGGAUGCUGCAACUAUCGGCCGGGGUGGCUUUGACACAAAGCAUACGGCUAUGCAUCCGAAGAAACCGCGUCACCUUGAACAACCUCGAUGUUCUAUUCAUCCUUCCAGCCUUCUCGGCUGUCCGAUCAACACUCUUCAGCAGCAGUGUGUUCUGCGUCCUCCUACUCACUGUCAUCAUCCAAGCGCAAUCCCUCGUCGACAUCUUCGCGCACAGCGCAUUGUCCGUCGUAUCCGCCAGCGCCAUAAAAUCGAAUUCACGCGUACCCAUACCCUCCCUCGAUCGCAUCUCUGCCACAGCAAGCUCAUUCUUGCAGUCUUCGAACUCUGGCAUCCUUUACUACAUGAACCCGUCGUCAGACUUCCAACGGCUCGCUCGUGGUAUUUUGGAUGGCAGCGCCAUUUUCCCGUGGACCGCUCCGUCAGGAUAUGAUCGAGGAUGCGGGUACGAAGUCGAGUACUGGGAUCCUGCUCUGAAGCGCACGGACAUCCCACAGUCGUCUACUGACGUGUUCAACACGAAUUUUACGACGUUCAACGCCGCCCAGGCGGCUCUCGCUCCGGGCAUCUAA
Molecule: messenger RNA, 870 nt
Organism: Peniophora sp. CBMAI 1063
Lineage: Eukaryota; Fungi; Basidiomycota; Agaricomycetes; Russulales; Peniophoraceae
Source: the annotation of a GenBank genome assembly